Molecule: messenger RNA, 3146 nt
Organism: Plodia interpunctella (Indianmeal moth)
Lineage: Eukaryota; Metazoa; Arthropoda; Insecta; Lepidoptera; Pyralidae
Gene: Pi3K59F
Product: Phosphatidylinositol 3-kinase 59F
Exons: 17
Coding region: 124-2850 (908 amino acids)
Biological process (GO): phosphatidylinositol-3-phosphate biosynthetic process; phosphatidylinositol-mediated signaling; autophagy of peroxisome
Cellular component (GO): phagophore assembly site; phosphatidylinositol 3-kinase complex, class III, type I; phosphatidylinositol 3-kinase complex, class III, type II
Molecular function (GO): 1-phosphatidylinositol-3-kinase activity
Source: RefSeq, a predicted model, not a curated record
GUUAUUGUGUUUUUCGAUUUUGUUGUUGUUUCUUCCCGAUCGCGAACUCGAAAUCGUGAAAUUUAUUUUCGUUGUGUUUAGCGAAAUUUUCAUUAUUGUCGCUCAUGAUACACUAGUGCAAUCAUGAAUGAAAUUGACGAUAAGUUUUAUUACGUGUACAGUUCAUCAUUGGAUUACAAAGUAGAAAUAAAAAUUGGUACAUUAGAGGGCAAGCGCACCAAGCCGGAAUAUGACAAGCUAUUGUGUGACCCCAUGCUGAAGUUUUCAGGGCUGUACCAAGAGGGUUGCUCAGAUUUGUAUGUAACAUGUCAGGUGUUGUGUGAUGGUGUGCCCCUGGCCUUACCUGUCACUACUUCAUACAAGGCCUUUACUAACAGGUGGAAUUGGAACGAAUGGGUGACAUUGCCAGUGUACUUCAGUGACCUGCCUCGCAAUGCGACCCUUGCUAUGACCAUCUAUGACUGUGCUGGCCCUGGCAAAGUUAUGGUGGUCGGGGGAACGACCAUAUCACUGUUCGGUAAACAUGGGAUGCUUCGACAGGGUAUGUUCGACUUGCGAGUCUGGCCAGGCGUGGAAGGCAGCGAGAAGACCCCAGGGAAGGCUCCAGACACAGGGAAGGAGCAGAUGCAAAGACUAGGCAAACUUGCGAAGAAACACCGCAAUGGACAUAUGCCAAAGGUCGACUGGCUGGACAGAUUAACAUUCAGAGAAAUAGAAAUGAUCAAUGAAAAAGAGAAAAGAAGUUCGGACUACAUGUACCUCAUGAUCGAGUUUCCCACCGUACAAAUUGACGGUACCAAUCACGCAGUUGUUUACUACGAACAAGAUGGCGACGAAAUGUAUCAGUUCCGUGCCCAAGCGGACAUUGUCACUGUACCUGACUACGAAAUAUUACAGGAAAAUCUGGUGGAGAGUAAGCAACACCGACUGGCGCGUUCGCUGCGGUCCGGCGUGUCGGGGCGGGACGCGAAGCCGACGGCGUCCGAGCGCGACCAGCUGUCCGCCAUCGUAGCCUCGCCCCCCGCCCAGCCCCUCGCCGCCGCUGACCAAGACCUGCUGUGGAAGUUCAGGUUUUACCUGUCGUCGCAUCGGCGCGCGCUGACCAAAUUCCUGGAGUGUGUCAACUGGAACCGGCCCGCGGAGGUGCGGCAGGCGUUGGCUAUGAUGAAGCAAUGGGCACCGAUGGACGUGGAAGACGCUCUGGAACUACUCACACCUAAAUUCACACACCCAGCUGUCAGGAAGUACGCUAUAUCUCGUUUAAAACAAGCGCCCGACGAAGACCUGCUUCUGUAUUUGUUGCAGCUGGUACAAGCGCUGAAAUACGAAGAUUUCAUGGAAAUACAUGAAGAGUAUUCCCGAUUGUGCGGCAGUAAGGACACGCCAUACGAAUCUGACGGGAAACUGAUGCAGAGCCAGCGAGGAAGCCAGGCUAGUCUACUCUCAGCUUCAGUGCUGACGAAUAGUGAGUUGACGUCGUCGAUCUCCAGCCGCCGCUCGGAGCCCGUGGACGAGGCCGCGUCGGCCGCUGAAGAAACCUUAGUGGCCAGCCACGCCGAUACUGACGCUUAUUCAACGAGUUCAGAUUCGGAAGAGCGUCUAAACUUGGCAACCUUCCUGAUCUCCCGCGCAUGUAACAACAGUUCGUUGGCCAAUUAUUUGUACUGGUACCUGCUGUGCGAGUGCGAGGACCGCGACGCGCCGCAGGACCUGCAGCACCGCAGCAUGUACCUCACCGUCAUGAGGAGCUUCUCCAUGCGGCUGGCUAAAGGUAACACAGACCACCAGCGCACUCGUUCGUUCCUCGCUCGCCAACAACUCUUCAUAGACAAACUUGUGAAACUUAUCAAAACUGUCACCCGUGAAAGUGGCAACCGGAACAAAAAGGCGGAACGCCUGCAACAACUCCUAGCCGAUCCUGAUGCCUUCAAAUUCAACUUUACCAACUUCGAACCCAUGCCUUUCCCACUAGACCCUAACGUAACGAUCAAAGGAAUCGUCGCCAAAAAAGCCAGCCUGUUCAAAUCAGCCCUAAUGCCUUCAAAACUGACAUUUUUAACCACAGAGGGAAUCGAAUACGAAGCAAUCUUCAAACACGGCGACGAUUUGCGCCAAGACCAACUAAUCCUACAAAUGAUUACUCUAAUGGACAAAUUAUUAAGACGAGAAAACUUAGAUUUGAAGUUAACACCAUAUAAAGUAUUAGCGACGAGUUCGAAGCAUGGUUUCUUACAGUUUAUUGAGUCAGUGACGGUGGCUGAGGCUUUGGCGACGGAAGGCAGCAUACAGAAUUUCUUUAGGAAAUACAACCCUUGUGAAGGAGCCCCGUAUGGGAUUAAGCCUGAAACUAUGGACACAUAUAUCAGGAGUUGUGCGGGGUAUUGCGUGAUCACUUAUUUACUUGGCGUGGGCGACCGGCACCUGGACAACCUGCUGCUGACGCGCGCGGGCGCGCUGUUCCACAUCGACUUCGGCUACAUCCUGGGCCGCGACCCCAAGCCGCUGCCGCCGCCCAUGAAGCUCAGCAAGGAGAUGGUGGAGGCCAUGGGCGGCGUGCACUCCGAACACUACCACGAGUUCAGGAAACAGUGCUACACCGCCUUCUUGCAUCUUAGAAGACACGCGAACCUAAUGCUGAACCUGUUCUCUCUAAUGGUGGACGCGUCCGUGCCCGACAUCGCGCUAGAGCCGGACAAGGCUGUCAAGAAGGUGCAGGACAAACUCAGACUGGACCUUGGUGAUGAAGAAGCAGUGCACUAUCUCCAGAACCUUCUAGAUAUGUCAGUAACAGCCGUAAUGGCUGUUCUAGUAGAGCAUUUCCACAAAUUCGCUCAGUAUUGGCGGAAGUAACCUAUUUAUUUAUGUAACAAGAUGUCGUUCAUAAUCUCAAAAUGUAUUUUUUCGUUUUAAGUCAUUGACACUAAAGUUCCUGAAACAUUUAGUUUUUUGCCUAUUACAUAAUUCCAGAUCAAUAUUUGUUUGAUGUUUAAGGAAAUAGUUCUGUCCACAAAAUGUAAUCAAGCUUUAUGGGAAUUUAUCCCUAUUUUUGCUCAGAAUAUGUGUGUAAGAAAUGAAAUACAUAUAAUUUUUGUACUGUGAUAUAAUAAUGUUGUAAGUAUCAGAUAUAAAUAAAACUAUUUUAAUAA